AUGUCGAAAAACAUACUUGCUAUUGGCACGUCCGGUCUUGGAAAAACGACUCUUUGCCGUUUACUUUGUGAUGGUAACGUUAAUGGUUCAGAUGGUUCCGAGUCAGCAACAGAAGAAGUAGUUAUUCAUGAGGGAAACGGAUUUCGUUAUAUCGAUACCCCUGGUCUCGAUGACUCACACGGAAAGACUGACGAGGACAUAUUUUGUGAAAUUCUGCGUAAAUUCCAAAACAAUAGUACAGAUAAUAGGUUCCAGGUUGACAUUAUUUUAUGGUUUUGCGAAGACAAUGUACGCGAAUUAAAUCACUUUCAAAGAGCGGCCAAGUUUAUACAAAGAUUUAUAGAAUAUACAGACUAUGAUUAUUCGGAGAACUUAUGGAACAGCGUCUUGAUUGUAUUUAAGUCAGUCAAUUCUGUAAGCGGACCUAAAUCUGCUGCUAAGAAAGUCUGCCAAUCAUUUUCUCAAAAGAAAAACAUCACAUUUAACGAUGACAGGUUCUCGGUUGAUAAUUUUCCGUGUUUGAUUUAUGACCUUGAUAAAAAUUCGAAAGAUUACAAAUUUUGGGGUAAACAUACUCCUGAAGAUCGAAAAAUGUACAAUGUCUAUUGUCAACACGAAGUUAGGUCAGAACUUAUCCGAUUAAUUUCAAACCGUAAACCGAUUCAUAUUUGCUUCGUACAAGCGAGAUGCCGUAAAUGCAAUGCAAAAGGAGAUCCUAGACUUUUUGAUGGAUUAUGCCAUGAAAAUCCAAUUUUAAAUCACCAAAUAGAAGAUAUAAUUUAUCACCACAGAGAUUUUGGGUACUAUCACAGUGAGGCUUCCAUUCUAGAACACGAGCCAGAUUUAUCCUUUGUUGAAAAUCUUCAAGAAACGCAAGCUGGGAAUGUCAUCGAAACAGUUGGGAGUGUUGCGAAAGUUGCUGGGAGUGUUGCGAGUGUUGCUGGGAGUGUUAUAAGUGCUGGGAGUGUUGCGGGUGUUGGAAAUGUUGCAAAUAGUGGGACUGUUGAGAGUGGGUUAUUAGCAACUGCUUCGACAAUAUUACUUAAUUUUGGAAUGCGUGUUAAAGAACAAAUUUCGAGUUCUGCUAUGGUUAUUGGUGUCAGCUCCAUUGCCGUCGCUAGUGCUCUUGCUGGUUACUAUGCUUAUGAUAAACUUAAUGAA
Acaulospora colombiana is the source of this 1161-nucleotide messenger RNA. Lineage: Eukaryota; Fungi; Glomeromycota; Glomeromycetes; Diversisporales; Acaulosporaceae. The record is from the annotation of a GenBank genome assembly.